AUGGCGCUGGCCGUUAAGCCACCGCAAGACCGCAAGCGUGUGAAAGUGUACGAAUUACGAGACAAUGACUGGUAUGACCGGGGAACGGGUUUUUGCACGGGGGCGGUUGUCGAGGAUGUCCCGAGAAUAUAUGUCGAAUCCGAAGACGAAAAAGGACGCUGUCUACUCGACACGAGUAUCGGCAAAGAUGAAGGCUAUCAAAAGCAGCAAGAAACACUAAUAGUGUGGACCGAGACCAAUGGAACCGAUAUGGCGCUGAGUUUUCAAGAAGCCGACGGAUGCGCCGCAAUUUGGGAAUAUGUCAGCAGUGUACAGCAUCAGUUAUUGGCGCUAGCUGGAGACGAUGCCUUGUCAGAUGAUGCCAUUGAGGCGUAUCAGCAUCCCAUAAUGCUCCCCCCGCCGGAGCUGGGAAAUCUCCCGGAAAUCGAACAGGCAGUGCGAUCCGCUAGCCUCACGCAAGUCGGCCGCGACGCUCUGGGCAAAUUCGUGCUGGGUGACAACUACAUCGAUAAAUUGAUUCCUCUGGUCGAGACGGCCGAGGAUCUCGAAAGCUUGCCCGACCUCCACCGCUUAUGCAAUAUCAUGAAGUCUCUUAUUUUGUUGAAUGAUAACAUUAUCAUUGAACAUGUCGUCACCGAUCCCAUCAUCAUUGGUGUCGUCGGCGCACUGGAAUAUGAUCCCGAUUUCCCAACACACAAGGCCAACCACCGCCAAUAUCUCCAAGACCAGUCCAGAUACAAAGAAGUCGUGCCGAUGAAAGACCCCGUCAUUCAGAAGAAGAUUCGCCAGACAUGGCGACUACAGUACUUGAAAGAUGUCGUGCUCGCGCGCAUUCUCGACGAUCCCACCUUUUCCGUUCUCAACUCUCUCAUAUUCUUCAAUCAAGUCGACAUAAUCAAUCAUAUCCAAACCAAUGCUCCCUUUCUCAAUGAUCUCUUUCGCAUCUUCGCUCAAAAUAACGCCAACUUUCAGCGGAAAGACGAUGCCGUCUGUUUCAUCCACCAGUGUGCUUCUAUCGCAAAGAAUCUCCAGGCCCCCGCGCGAGCUACUCUUUUCGCCAACUUGAUUAACCACGGUCUAUUUGCUGUUAUUGCUUUUGCUGUGAAACAUCCCAAACCGGCAAUGCGCACCACCGGAAUAGACAUUCUCGUUGCGCUCCUGGACCACGAUCCUAUCAUGAUGCGCAGCUACAUGCUGAAGGCUGUGACAGAGAAGAAGACGCCAUUGACCGAUACGUUGAUUGACCUUUUGCACACCGAAGACGAUCUGGGCGUCAAGAACCAGCUCUCCGACGCCAUUAAAGUGCUCCUCGAUCCUCAGAUCCCUUUACAGGAAACUGUGGGCAGAAUGGGCGGGGAUUUUACGGCCAAGAUCCGCUCUACAAAUCAGCUUCCAGAUGCUUUUGUGCAAAAUCACUUUGAUGAAUCCGCCAGAAGACUUUUUACUCCUCUUAAAGCUUUGGAAAAUCGAGCCUCUCUUAACGACUUUACCUUCCAAGAUGUUUCGCUUUAUGCACACCUUGUCGACAUUCUGACCUUCUUCGUUCGCCAGCAUCUGUUCCGAAGUCGCAGUGUCAUACACACCGAGUCGCUAGCUCCCCGAGUAGCACAACUAUUGAAAGUGCCUCAAAAGCAUCUCAAGCUCACUGCCCUCAAAUUCUUCCGCACCUUGGUCAGCCUUCAGGAUACAUUUUAUCUUGCCCAAUUAACGCACAACAACAUCUUUGGGCUCAUUCUUGAUAUCGUAUAUGAAACUAUGCCUCGUGACAAUCUGCUCAAUUCUGCGUGCCUCGAACUGUUUGAAUACAUCAAACGCGAGAACAUAAAGCCGAUUAUAACGCAUGUGGUAGAGAAAUGCCGCGACAAGUUGAAGGCGGUUACAUAUGUCGACACUUUUGAAAAUUUGAUCCAGCGUUAUGACCAAUUGCAGGGCUACGAAAUGGAGGGCGAUGCGACUCUUUAUAGUCAGCAAGAGGCUGCACUACCUCAACGGGGUCCAGUCAAUGGACAAUGGCAGGGUGUUCGGGGAUUGGAUGCUGCAGAAGAGGAGUACUUUAAUACCUCGGAUGAUGAGGAAGAGUGGCCUCCCGAAGCCCAACAAGAUGAAUUGGCGACACAGAACCAGCCGCCAGCGAAUAUCAAGCUGGUUGACUAUCCUGAUGACGAUGAGGAUGAGGUGAUGGACGCCAAAUCCGAGGUCGCCAUCGAGAAGCAAGAAAUCGAAUUACCGGAACGUGGCUUAGAGACAGACACCCCCUCGACACCAACCUCGACACAACCACAGAUCCCGCCAGAACGCCUUUCCGAGAAACGUCGCCGUAAUGACGAAGAUGACGAUGAGCUUGUGCGGCUUUCCCAGAACGGACCGAAACGACGGAGCUCUAAUGCUAGCUCUACCGGGUCAUCCUACUUGCGCCGUCGACGGAAUUCUGUUGAGCAGUCGAUAACGAACAAAAAGGCAGCGGGCGGAGAUAUCUCUAAAACGGCGCCUAAGAAGAUCGCUAUCAACUUGAGUCCGUCUUUGAAGUCGUCUGUCACUGUCGAGGCCGAAGCAAUCCAAAUCAGCGACAUAGAGAACCCGGGUAACGACGAACCAAAAGACGAUACACAAAACGAGAAAAGCGCUUGA
This is a messenger RNA of Talaromyces rugulosus, 2628 nucleotides long. RefSeq lists its product as uncharacterized. Gene Ontology annotation, molecular function: protein phosphatase activator activity. The coding region runs from base 1 to 2628 and encodes 875 amino acids. Gene Ontology annotation, cellular component: protein phosphatase 4 complex; nucleoplasm. Lineage: Eukaryota; Fungi; Ascomycota; Eurotiomycetes; Eurotiales; Trichocomaceae. The transcript is spliced from 9 exons. The record is from RefSeq and is a predicted model, not a curated record. Gene Ontology annotation, biological process: DNA damage response; protein dephosphorylation.